CGCAAUCUCACUCUGAAACCGGCUGCUUAUUUCGAUUCGCGUCGGACAACACAAGAAGAGCAUCAGCAUCACGCGCCCAUCGCUUGCUCGCCUUUCCCCUCCCCUCUUCCCCUUCGGCUUUCCCUCGGCUCCAACUCCAAGCAGCUGAAACGGCCCGCGGAGCUCCUCCAGCCCAGGUUACUCACGGUUGGAAUUAGGCCCUGCUGAGCACCCCCAGCCAUGAGUUGCGGGAGUUCUGAAAACACUACCAGAAAAUGCAGGACACAUUCAACACCAGGUGAAACGAUGUAUCUACAUACUGCCAAUGCUAAAAAGAUCACUCACUACCAAGCUAAUCUGCCAACAGAAAUGGAUCGCAAUACCGGCGCCUACCCUGUGAAGCACCACUUUCCGUCUCCUAUAGUUUCUUGGAUAGAAGACCUUUCGAGCUUUGGUGAUGUUCCUUUUACCCAUGAUACUGAAUACGUGGAUGAGCAAUCAACACCUUCGUUCGGGCAGUCUUCUGCAUCUAGCAAUUUGCAUGACAUGCAGAUAUCAGUGAGAUUGACAGACGAAUUCAUGGAACUUGCAAAGGAGAACACAAGCAAUAAUCUAGAGACCUGUGGAAUUCUUGGUGCUUCAUUUAGAGAUGGAACAUAUUAUGUGACAACAUUGAUCAUUCCAAAGCAAGAAGGAACUGCUCACUCAUGUCAAGCUUCUAACGAGGAGGAGAUACACGCCGUAUUAUCAGAGCAGUCACUUUACCCUGCAGGGUGGAUACAUACUCACCCUUCACAAACAUGCUUUCUAUCGUCGAUCGAUUUGCAUACUCAAUUCUCUUAUCAGGUCAUGUUACCAGAAGCUGUUGCGAUUGUUGCUGCUCCCACCGAUCCCACUAGGAGCUAUGGUAUAUUCAGGUUGACAGAUCCAGGAGGCAUGGAUGUGCUCAGGGAGUGCAGUGAGAGUGGGUUCCAUACUCACCGAGAGACGACGAACGGCGGUCCAAUAUAUGAAACCUGCUCCAAUGUGCAUUUCAAACCUAAUUUGCGGUUUGAGAUUGUCGAUCUGCGUUCUGGUGCGUGACCAAUCAGGCAUACCCUCUGGCAUAGUAUGUAAGUAUGUGACGCAUAUGCCAUAGAUAAUAUAUCUUACUGGUGACUGUUAGUCAGUUUGAUGGGCGUGUUAAAAAAUGGUGUUACCCAACCUAAGAUGUCAACUACUAGCUCUGAACUGUUUCGUUGUAAUGUGGUGCGCCUGAAAAAACAGGCACGCUCGUCUGAUGUGUUUAAUGUACCAGAUAAUUGCCAGUGCGUUGCAAUGAGGCCAAAUAAAAUUAUGUUUUUUGAAAAAA
This is a messenger RNA of Hordeum vulgare subsp. vulgare (domesticated barley), 1330 nucleotides long. RefSeq names its product AMSH-like ubiquitin thioesterase 2. NCBI's taxonomy places the organism in Eukaryota, Viridiplantae, Streptophyta, Magnoliopsida, Poales, Poaceae. Gene Ontology annotation, cellular component: membrane; endosome. The transcript is spliced from 9 exons. The record is from RefSeq and is a predicted model, not a curated record. Gene Ontology annotation, molecular function: protein binding; metal-dependent deubiquitinase activity; K63-linked deubiquitinase activity. Bases 220 to 1062 code for a protein of 280 amino acids. Gene Ontology annotation, biological process: protein K63-linked deubiquitination.